UUUUUCGCUGUUUAGUGCUCUACCAAACAAAGAACUUUAUUAUUUUCGAUAUAUUCUGUUAAUUUAUAAUUUUGAAAAUAAUAUAUAAAUAGUACAAAGAUGAAUCCAGAAUACGACUACUUGUUUAAACUGCUCCUGAUUGGUGAUUCUGGAGUGGGAAAAUCCUGUCUACUGCUCAGAUUCGCAGACGACACAUACACAGAGAGUUACAUCAGCACUAUUGGUGUAGACUUUAAAAUUAGGACUGUAGAAUUAGAUGGCAAGACAAUAAAAUUACAAAUAUGGGACACAGCAGGACAGGAGCGGUUUAGAACCAUCACUUCGUCAUACUACAGAGGGGCACAUGGAAUUAUCAUUGUUUACGACUGCACAGACCAGGACUCGUUCAGCAACGUGAAGCAGUGGCUGGAGGAGAUCGACCGCUACGCGUGCGACAACGUCAACAAGCUGCUGGUCGGCAACAAGUGCGACCUCACCACCAAGAAGGUUGUCGACUACACCACAGCCAACCAAUACGCGGAGCAGCUAGGCAUCCCGUUCUUGGAGACGUCAGCUAAAAACUCCACCAACGUGGAGCAAGCCUUCAUGACCAUGGCGGCGGAGAUCAAAGCGCGCGUGGGCCCGCCCACCGGGGGCUCCGCGCCGCAGGGCGCCUCCGUCAAGAUCGACCAGGGACGCCCCAUCGACACCGGCAAGUCUUCUUGCUGCUGAACACGUCGCCAAGGUAAUGUGACCCUUAUGC
Messenger RNA from Ostrinia nubilalis (European corn borer), 742 nucleotides. It is a transcript of the gene Rab1, whose product is annotated as ras-related protein Rab-1A. Bases 100 to 711 code for a protein of 203 amino acids. NCBI's taxonomy places the organism in Eukaryota, Metazoa, Arthropoda, Insecta, Lepidoptera, Crambidae. Gene Ontology annotation, biological process: vesicle-mediated transport. The record is from RefSeq and is a predicted model, not a curated record. The transcript is spliced from 4 exons. Gene Ontology annotation, molecular function: GTPase activity; GTP binding.